This is a messenger RNA of Oncorhynchus mykiss (rainbow trout), 2291 nucleotides long. The record is from RefSeq and is a predicted model, not a curated record. Lineage: Eukaryota; Metazoa; Chordata; Actinopteri; Salmoniformes; Salmonidae.
CGCAGCCUUGUGCGUCUUUUCGCGGUCAGCUGACAAUUUAUCCACCAAUCAUAAGUCGUAUAGGGUUGAAAAUCCAUCCAAUUGAAGCUGCGACUUGUACGUGAAAAAAUAGGCUGCAUAUAACCUACCGACUGGAAACGUAGUUGCGCAGAUUGCGAUCGUCCGAUGAAACUACAGCAACAUGAAGGGCGACGUCACUCAAAUGAACAGCAAAGGUCAGGUCCCUGUCCAGAUGAACCCAAGCAGUCAAAGACAGGAGGCCCCAGGAGGCCUUUUGGACUCGGUGAUGAAAGCGGUCAUCGUCAUUGGAUCUGGCCUCUUUGUCCUGGCAGCCUUUGGGAACUCCUUAACAUGGCAUCUGCAGAGGUUUUGGGGAGCAUCAGGAGACUUCUGGCAAAACCAGUGGACCAAAGUACACCAGAGGUGGGAGGGACACGAGACAGCCUUGUUCUAUGCCGGGGCGAUGUUUGUGCCUUUUGCGGCUUUCUGGGGGUCCAAUCUUCUGCUCAUGCUGGUUGAUUACACUGGAAUGCCCAACUUCAUCACCCGUUACAGAAUACAGGUGGACAAGAACAACCCGGUUGACCCAGUGAAGCUGCGCCACGCGGUGAAGACGGUGGUCUUCAAUCAGCUCUUCAUCUCUGCUCCCAUGGUGGUGGUGUGCUGGGCGGUUAUGUUUUCUAGUGGGAAUCCCUGCGGCCCAGAGCUGCCCACCUUCCACCGAGGCCUGUUGGAGAUGGCCUUCUGCGCUGUGCUGGAGGAGCUUCUGUUCUACUACUCGCACAGGCUGUUUCACCAUCCUGCCCUCUACAAGCAUUUCCACAAGCAGCACCAUGAGUGGACGGCUCCCAUCGGAGUGGUCUCUCUCUACGCCCAUCCUCUGGAGCACGUGCUGUCCAACAUGCUGCCUGCCCUGAUCGGCCCUGUUAUCCUGGGUUCCCACCUGGUCACAACCACCCUGUGGUACGCUCUGGCUCUGGUCAGCACCACCAUCUCCCACUGUGGCUACCACCUCCCCUUCCUGCCCUCCCCCGAGUUCCACGACUACCACCACCUCAAGUUCAACCAGAACUUUGGAGUCCUGGGGGUUCUGGACAGGCUACACGGGACCGACGCCAACUUCAGGAAGACCAAGGCUUACGAGCGUCACACCCUGCUGCUCAGCCUCACCCCUCUGACCGAGAGCAUCCCAGACCCCCCCAAGAAGGUCCAGUGAUUCUACCCCGUCACUUCUGACCUCCACCUACAUCCCAAUAAUCUCUCCUUACUCCUGUAGUGUGCACUCGUCCAUACGGUUAAAAUCAUUGGAUUGGUGUAAACAUGAGCUAGAGGAAAAUCUAUGAUCAAGUGCACAGAGAAAGGAGAGAUUAUAGAGAUGCAAUCAGUAUUCCCAUCCUCAAGUCUGGCACUGGGCUGGCUCCUCUCCCACUGUUCCUUUCUAAUCUUGGUAGUCGAGACAGUGGAGUUCUUAUUAAAGGUAGAGUCAGCAAAAUGACGUUGCACGAGCAGCAACGCAGAUGUUGUGAUGAGCAAGAUGCAAGACUUUGCUCUCACAGUCACACACGCUAUCUGCACAUGUGCACAGGCUUGCUUCACGCUCUUACAACGUGGUAGCCGCGGGACAAAAAAACGGGAGAAGUUUAGCCUCGUGCUCCAACGCUCUUAGUUGUUGCGGAAGUUGACCCAAUAUGCUGUUUACUUUUGUGCAUCUACAUCCUAUCCCUGACUCUAGCACCUCAUUACACUGAAAACACAUGGUGGUAAUUUACUUAUUUUUACCUACAUGAUCAGAAGACUUUUGUUUCAUCUUGUUAUAACGUUCCUAGCAGUAGCACUUUCUACCUUUUCAGUCUAACCUUGUUCUCCGCUGUUAAGUAUAAACUUUGCAGCUUGGAGAUAAGGACGGGACAUACCGCUUUUUAAUUAUAAAUACUACAUUUUAUAAUCUGAUUGUUGGACGGCACUUUAUUACUGUAAUUGGCACACAUAUUAAAGAUGCAGUUCUUUGAGUGAUUCCUGUGUAACUGGAGAAAAACGUACUAAUAUAAGGUGAUUACAGUAUGCUUAUUGUUAGUAAGUUUGUGGAUUUUGGUCUAUGGAAAACCAUACAAUCAACUUUGUCACCAUUUGUAUGAUCUGUAUUGAUUGAAUGAUAAAUUGGUCCUUAAAGGGUUGUGCUCUGUAGAGUCUGACUCCUGGGUUGAGAUUUGGGAGUCAGUAUAGAUUUUUACAUGACCCGUAAUUCAUAAACUGUGCCAUUGUUGCAGAAUAAAACCUUAACAAAAAACAAA